AUGCUGCUCGGAGCGUCCUGGCUAUGCGCGUCCAAGGCGGCUGCCGCUGCUGCGCAGAGCGAGGGCGACGACGACAGGCCGGGCGAGCGGCGGCGGCGGGCCACGGCCACGGCUGCGGGCGAGGACAUGGAUGAGUCGUCACUGCUGGAUCUGCUGGAGUGCUCCGUGUGCCUGGAGCGCUUGGACACCACGGCCAAGGUGCUGCCCUGUCAGCACACCUUCUGCCGCCGCUGUCUGGAGAGCAUCGUGUGCUCGCGGCACGAGCUGCGCUGCCCGGAGUGCCGCAUCCUGGUGGGCUGCGGCGUGGACGAGCUGCCCGCCAACAUCCUGCUGGUGCGUCUGCUGGAUGGCAUCCGCCAGAGGCCCCGCGCUAGCGCCAGUCCCGGCGGCAGCCCGCCCGCGCGCCCGAGCCCGGGCUCCGGGGCGGCUUCCGAGCUCGCAGAGGGCGGGGGCCGCGCGGUGGGCAGCGCCCCGGGCUCACCGAGCUUUCCUGUGGAGGCGGGCAGUCUGCGAGAGCUGGCGACCAGCAGGAGCGCGCCCCCGGCAAAGAGUCCUUCCCAGCCUCCCUGCGGCAAAGCCCUCUACAGCUACGAGGGGAAGGAGCCCGGCGACCUCAAGUUCAACAAGGGCGACGUCAUCCUCCUGAGGCGCCGGGUGGAUGAGCACUGGUUUCACGGGGAGCUGCGGGGCGCCCAGGGCUUCCUGCCCGCCAGCCACGUGCAGUGCCUGCGGCCGCUGCCGCCCGCCCCGCCCCAGGGCAAAGCCCUGUACGACUUCGAGAUGAAGGACCAGGACCAGGGCUGCCUGGCCUUCAGCAAGGAUGAAAUCCUGACGGUGAUCAGAAGAGUGGAUGACAACUGGGCGGAGGGGAUGCUGGGAGACAAGAUGGGGAUCUUCCCCCUCCUGUACGUGGAGCUCAACGACUCUGCCAAGGAGCUUAUUGGGACGGACACGCUCUGCCCGGCCGUGUCCGGCUGCCACGCCUCGCUGCCCUCUGACCCCAGUGCCGCGGCCCGGGGGGCCCCAGGUCCCACUGUGAGCAGCGCGGGGGCCGUCAGUGCCUUUCAGCAGCGCGUGGACAGCAAGAAGAACCCCAAGAAGCGCCACUCCUUCACCGCGUUCAGCGUGACGCACAGGUCUUCACAGGCCGCCGGCCACAGGCACUCCAUGGAAAUUAGUGCUCCGGUCCUGAUCAGCUCCAGUGACCCCCGGGCCGCGGCCAGGAUCAGGGACCUGGCCCACCUGUCCUGCAGCGCUCCCGCCCAGGACUCCUCGGCCGGAUUCGAACCAGCGGCUGAACCGCAGGGAGUGACCCCCAAAGUCCAGCUGCCCCUCAACGUGUACCUGGCGCUCUACGCCUACAAGCCCCAGAAGAAGGACGAGCUGGAGCUGCGCAAGGGGGAGAUGUACCGCGUCCUGGAGAAGUGCCAGGACGGCUGGUUCAAGGGCACAUCCCUGCGGUCCGGGCGCUCGGGGGUGUUCCCAGGGAACUACGUGACGCCUGCUUCCAGGGCUCCUUCAGGAGGGGCUGGGCCACCCCGCAACAAUGUGGCUGGAGGGUCUCCCCUGGCCAAAGGGAUGACCACAACCCUGCACCCAGGCGGCGGGAGUCUGAGCAGCCCCGCCCCUGCCGUGAGGCCAGCCCUGCCCCUCACGCCGCAGGCCCAGCACCCGGCAGCCUCUCCGCCCCUGGGCAGCUGUCUGUGGCACCCCGCUCUGCCAGGGGCCAGCCAGGCCCGCAGCACCGUCCCCACAGCUGCCCACUCCCCUGCUCCAGCUCAGGACAGACCCACCGCCACCGUGUCGCCCCUGCGCACCCAGAGCUCCCUGUCCCGCCUGCCCACCACCAGCCUCAGGCCCCACGCCACGGUGUCCCCGCAUCACCACCACCAGCCCCCAGCGCAGACCGUCCCUGGGGCCCAGGGCCCCCGGCCAGCCAUCCCGCUCACCUCAGCAGCAUCGGCCAUCACACCUCCCAACGUCACUGCCGCCAACCUCAACGGGGAGGCCGGAGGGGGGCCCGUCAGUGGCCUGUCUACAUCCAGCCCCACCCACGUGGGCUGCAAGCCAGACGAGAAGAGGAACGAGAAGAAGGAGAAGAAGACGGGGCUGCUGAAACUUCUGGCUGGCGCGUCCACCAAGAAGAAGUCUCGCUCCCCACCGUCCGUGUCUCCCACCCACGACCCCCAGGAGGUGGACGCCUCACUGCAGGGUGCAGUGGGGCCGGACGCGUCCUUGCUGUCGCUCCGUGGCCGGGCCGGGUCCUGCCCCAUGGAGAGCGAGAUUCAGGGCGCGAUGGGAACGGAGCCCCCGCACAGGAAGGCGGGCGCCUUGGACCUGAACCCCUCGUCCCCUUCCAGGCAAGUCCCCUCCACCACAGCUGCCGCCCGCCCCGAGCCCACGCUGCUGCCCAGGGAGAGGUACCGUGUGGUGGUCUCGUACCCGCCCCAGAGCGAGGCGGAGAUAGAGCUGAAGGAGGGCGACGUUGUCUUUGUGCACAAGAAGCGUGAGGACGGCUGGUUCAAGGGGACGCUUCAGAGGAACGGCCGCACAGGCCUCUUCCCGGGCAGCUUCGUGGAGAGCUUCUGAGGACGGACCCUCGGCCCUCGG
Molecule: messenger RNA, 2610 nt
Organism: Molossus molossus (Pallas's mastiff bat)
Lineage: Eukaryota; Metazoa; Chordata; Mammalia; Chiroptera; Molossidae
Gene: SH3RF3
Product: SH3 domain containing ring finger 3
Exons: 10
Coding region: 1-2589 (862 amino acids)
Molecular function (GO): metal ion binding; protein binding
Source: RefSeq, a predicted model, not a curated record